GACACGGCUUUGGAGCCUCUCUUGCUGGAAGUGACCAAGUGCAGUGCCACCAGGACCCCUGCCCAUAUGAUGGCCGACACAGAGGCCAAGCGCAGGGAGUUGGGCUCCAACAGAAAGAGGUUGCCGAGAUACAACAACCCUUCGGUGACCUUUGCGGAUGUGGCGAUAUAUUUCACUGAGGACGAAUGGAAACUGUUGUCGAAGAAGCAGCGACUUAUGUACAAUUAUAUAAUGAUGGAGAAUUAUGGGAAUGUGACCUCUGUCGAAGAAUUUGUCAUUCAUGAGAGAGUCCACACAAGAAAGAAGUCACAUAGAUGCCA
Molecule: messenger RNA, 320 nt
Organism: Sceloporus undulatus (fence lizard)
Lineage: Eukaryota; Metazoa; Chordata; Lepidosauria; Squamata; Phrynosomatidae
Product: zinc finger protein 610-like
Exons: 3
Biological process (GO): regulation of DNA-templated transcription
Source: RefSeq, a predicted model, not a curated record